Messenger RNA from Darwinula stevensoni, 983 nucleotides. The record is from the annotation of a GenBank genome assembly. NCBI's taxonomy places the organism in Eukaryota, Metazoa, Arthropoda, Ostracoda, Podocopida, Darwinulidae.
CCUUCACCGUCAUGGCGAGAACGUUCUUUUUCGUUCUCGGCUCCCUCCUUCUGGGCAUCUUUGCCCUCAUCCCCGAUCAGGAUUGCCCGGUUGGAUUCUGUGAUCGCGUGUCCGAUUGUGCCCUGUUCGAAGGUGAUUGUCCCAACAACAAUCUCACAUUCAGUGUCGAGAAUGGAGGCAUUUGCGGCUGCUGCCGGGCCUGCGUCAGAUUUAUAGGACCAAAUGAAGCCUGCUCUAUUGAGGGCCAAAGAAGUCGUCUGGGGAUGGACGGAGUGGUCGACUCAGGUCAAUGCCUUCCUGGGUACGAGUGCAAGGAUGACAUUUGCGCCGAACCAAAUUCGCAGCAAGUACCGUGUCUAGUGAAGGCAUGGAAUGCCUUGCUCAAAGCUAAUGCUAACCCGAACAUCAGAACAUGGCUUCACAUCCCGAAGUGUGAAGUGCGUAGAAAGGAGGAGACGGGAGAGGAGACGACGAUGUUCGAAGGCUUCUAUUCACACAUCCAAUGUCAAGGAGGCAAAUCUGGGAGGUGUUAUUGCGCAAACCCUAUUGACGGUACGAAGCUGUUCGGCUAUGAGUUUCAACUUGAUGUCGAGGAAAAAAAGGAUAUGAAUUGCGCUUGCACCUUGGAGUGGUUUGAACGGAGGCAGAGACUUGAACACGUGACACUUCGUUCCGAGUUGAACGGGAACUACAAAUCCCUACAGUGCGACAAGGACAUCUGCUUCUGCGUCAACGGAACGACGACAGAAUUCAUCGGACCCUUCCUACCCAAGUCGCUGUGGACCAUGUUGCCGUGUUACGACCCCGAGGAGUUCCCAGACGAAAUGUACUACCCUUUCAAUUCCUGCGGUCACCACUACAACCUCUACAGAAUUUAUGCAGACGAGCUGGAGGCACAUGGAACCAUCGUAAGCUACGUAAACUAUCCCGACUGUGAUCCUGACGGCACCUACGCUCCCGCCCAAGUCGAUGUCGACAGGUGA